AUGACCACCAGGUUUUUGCUGCACGUUUGCCUCAUACUGCUCUUCUCCACUGAAAUCUCAUCUCGACUCUGUACCAUGCUUCACUUCCAGCAGAACAAAGUGAACAAAGAGAGCUUAGAGCUUCUGCAGAAAAGGAGCAGAAAUUUCCCCUCACAAUGCACAAAUGAAAGGGCAACUUUCAAGCCCACCCAGGAUAUUGUCCAACUUUCAGUGGCCCAGAAGGAGAAUGCCAAGGUGGUAAUUCAAGAGAUCCUCCAAGAGAUCUUCAACAUCUUUACCAAAAACCUCACCCAAAGUGCCUGGGAUGCCACUUCCAUAGUCAAGUUCCAAAAUGGCCUUUACCAGCAAAUUCAGCGGCUGGAGGCAUGUUUGAGAGCACAGAUGGAGAAGGAAUUAACCAACCCGGAAAGUCAGGACCUCCAGCUCACCAGUCGGAGUGUGAAACAAUACUUUCAGGGGAUAGAUGCUUUCCUGAAAGAAAAGCAAUACAGCCUGUGCGCCUGGGAGAUCAUUCGCGUGGAAAUACCCAGAUGUUUUGUGCUGGUUGACAAACUCACUCGAAGGCUGAGUAACUAA
This is a messenger RNA of Chelonia mydas (Green sea turtle), 576 nucleotides long. RefSeq names its product interferon epsilon-like. The transcript has a single exon. Gene Ontology annotation, biological process: cytokine-mediated signaling pathway; B cell proliferation; B cell differentiation. Gene Ontology annotation, molecular function: cytokine activity; type I interferon receptor binding. The coding region runs from base 1 to 576 and encodes 191 amino acids. The record is from RefSeq and is a predicted model, not a curated record. Gene Ontology annotation, cellular component: extracellular region. NCBI's taxonomy places the organism in Eukaryota, Metazoa, Chordata, Testudines, Cheloniidae.